Clonostachys solani is the source of this 4059-nucleotide messenger RNA. NCBI's taxonomy places the organism in Eukaryota, Fungi, Ascomycota, Sordariomycetes, Hypocreales, Bionectriaceae. The record is from the annotation of a GenBank genome assembly.
AUGCUGUCAGACACAACCUCCAGUAGAGUCGCCUCCGAUGCAAUGGAAACAGAGACCGCAUUUGCGACUCCAGCGCCUCUGCGCAUAGACGCGACGGAGACUGAAGCAAAUGAUGUUGCUGAGACUAUUGAUUCUGCCGAGCCCUCUGGUCCCAGCACGAGCGACGGUAGCUUUGCCGUGGAACGUGGCACAUCUCUUCAUAAUAUCCUUUUGGGGAUGGAAGAAGGCAGUUCUGAUGAUGUCCAAAACCGGGAACUUGGAGAGACUCUAACUCGCUUGAAUGAGCAAGAACUCAAUCAACCAGACGGAGACGAACAGACUCCUCUACACAUUGCUGUAAGCCGCGGCCUACUGGGAGCAACCAAAAGCUUGCUAGCCCGGGGUGUAGAAAAUUCAAUAAAGCACAAAGACCGUACGGAACGCCAGCCCUUGCAUUACGCUUGCAUGUCGGGGCACAAAGAGAUUGUGAACCUGCUGUUGGGUUUCGGUGCAGAUUUAGAGGCCCAGCAAGGUGACGGACGCACACCACUGGGCGAAGCAUGCUAUUGGGAACACCUUGAUGUGAUGAACGAACUGCUCUCACAUGGGGCCAAAGUGAACGUAAUGGACAACGGUAAUCGGUCACUUUUAACGUUGGCAGUUAUAGACCGCAACAUCGACAUAGUUCAACGCCUUUUAUUAGAGGAACACUUGGACUUGAAUAAUCGCGAAAAUGCCAAUGGCUGGACUGCACUGCAUAGGGCCGCAUUUUGGGGCGCGGAGGAAAUUGUCGAUCUGUUGUUGAAGAGGGGAGCAAGCACCAGUAUCCAGGACAAUGAUGGCUGGACACCAUUAUACGCUGCUACUUACGGUGAGGAAGCGACAAUCAUGAAGAAGUUUCUUUACAACCAUAAAGGAGACAAGAUGAAUCCCAAGGAGUUAGAGACACCUAGCGAGGAAGGAUAUACCCCCCUUCUUGCGGCAAUUGAGCGCAGGUGUGCAAACAUUGUGAGCCUUCUCCUUGAAGCCGGAGCGAACUGCAAUGCGGAAGAUAAUCAAGGUAGACGGGCCUUGCACCAUGCAACUGCUGAAGGAGAUGAAUCCAUUGUCCUAUUACUUAUUAAGGGUGGAGCAGACUUCAAUGCCCAGGAUAAACAAGGUCGCCGUGCUUUACACUAUGCAACUACUAAGGGACAUGAUUCUAUUGCCUUCCUACUUAUAAGGAGUGGAGCAGACUGCAAUGCCCAGGAUAAACAAGGUCGCCGGGCUUUACACUAUGCAGCUGCUGAAGGAUAUGACUCUAUUGCCUCAUUACUUAUCGAAGGUGGAGCAGACCACAAUGCGCAGGAUGAAGAAGGUCGCCGGGCUUUGCAUGAUGCAAGUGCUCAAGGAAACGCUACUAUUGUCAGUCUGCUUCUGAAUUAUAAAGCAGACUGCAAUGCCGAGGAUAAUGAAGGACGCCGAGCUUUGCAUGAUGCGAGUACUCAAGGACAGAGUGCCAUUGUUACAUUACUGUUUAAAAAUGGAGCAAUGGUGAACCCAAGAGACAAAGACCGCAAGACCCCUCUUCAACUCGCGUUCAAGGCCGACCAAAAGCAUGAGUGGGAUGAGCGAGAUGGAGUGAUGAGAAGUUUUCUCAAAGACAAUAAUCUUAACACAACAGCCCUUGGAAUAGAUGAAGUGAAAGAGGAUGUUCUAGUAUGGGCCGCCAAAAGUUUCAACAGGCACGACAUUGCCGUGUUACUUAUGAAGAAGAGCCCAGGACUUGUUGAGCCGUCAAACUCUAGCCAAUGGAGCGCAAUUGAAUGGGCAACUUAUAGAAAUUUACCGCAAAUUCUGUGGUUGCUUCUUGCGAACUCCCCUCAAACGAAUGAUUCCAAGAGGAUGGUUAAAUCAGCUUCAGAGUUUAUAAACAAACCCAGACGGGUGCUUAAGUUGAAAGAAAUCCAGAAGCAGCGAGCUGUAAUGGAUAAAGGCGACAUGGAGGUUCCACUCGAAGACAGAAUGACUGCCGGACCUCUUGAUAGUAAAAGGGCUGAACUUGUUGCAGACAUUUUGCAGGACCCUCCAUUUGCACAGUAUACCGACAACGAACAGAUCAAAAUACGUGAAAUCAGCCACUCUCAAUCCAACGUUUCGGGUGAAUUCGAUGCUGCAGUAAUGCAGAUUUAUAGAGAAAACGGAAAGUCGAUUGUCAUCCGUGAGCCUAGGGUGGUGAAGGAUGUAAUAUAUGGCAAUGGCCCGGUGAAGAUUAUGGAGGAUAAAAUGAAGAGACUCAGGGAGCUGAAAAGAUUCAUCCAAAGCAUGUACACGAAUAAAGACGAUGAGAAAAUUCUUCAGAUGGCAGAUAUUACUUCUGAGCCUAGGUUCACAUGGAUUCACUUACCAUCAGCAAAUGACUUAUUAGCCAGGAUCAUGAAAGACCAUGAUUGCGAUCCGACCGAAUAUCGUAGCGUUCGCGGUUUCUUGAAAGACAGUUGGGUCGAGGUUCCGGAUCGAGAGUCUUCUUCACGGAUGAUGAGACCUCGUUUCAUAGAGAGAGACCCGGGCAAUGCCAGUGAAAACACGACUGAGGGGAAUGCAACAUCAAAAGCUGAGGCUGGAAGCAUGAAUGAAAACAGCGAACACGAUGCGGAUAUUGUCACAAAAGGAAAGCAUCAGAAGGCAUUCGAGGAGGAUGCGAAUAGCGAUUUUGUGGCCGCAUCGGCUACCUAUAUGCCCUACCUUCUGUUCUCAACCCAGUGCAGACAGGGCAAUGGCAAUAAUGAUCACACAGCGAAAACAGCCUGUGUGAAUUGCAAGGACAGUCAAGAGAAAUGCGAUUCUUUGUUGGGGGCGCACCCCAAUUCCGCUGUACACACCUCCCCUACACUCGAUGAGUGGUAUUAUGGCUUUACUCAGGGUGACGAGUUUUCCAAAGACAAAAAUUAUCGUAACGAGAACCAAGUUGCCACUAGGGAGUUGGUUGGUGAUGUUAACGAGCUCGCACACUGGCCAUUGCUUCGUGUUAAUCAACUAUGGAUAUGGACUCUCGACAAUAAGUGGAUUAUCACAGCUGCACCAGAUCCAAUGGAUAGUAACAGUCACACCUUCCUAGAUGGGGUUCUCGAACGUCUCAAAAAGCUAGGGCAGGCCGGAGAAAGUAGCUCUCAGCCUGAAUCAACAUCUGAUAUGAGACAACUACUUGUGGACUACUGCAUUGAGUCUUACGAGAGAAAGUCCGCGGAAAACGAAUUUUCUCAUUUCCAGGACCAGAAAAUUCUCAAGAUUCAAAGAGCAUCAAUUCGUCAACUCUUCUCUAACUCAAUUAAAAAGCUGGGACGAGAUGAGACUAUAUUGUUCAAGCAAUUGACUAAACAGCCAAGUGUGUCAAAAGAUGCAGGAAAGCCAAGAAACACGAUUGUGAAGCAUUUACUGAACGCGACUUUCGGCGGAGUUGAGAUCAGGAAAGCAAUCAAACAGGCCGAAAAACUUUCCUGUGACGUCAAAGAUAUCCGAGACGAGCUCAACAUUCUCAAAUCAGUCGCCAUAUAUCAAAGAGAUGUCCAGGACAGGCUAAGUGCCGUACUCAAGAAGGAAGUUCGAUCGAAUCUUACAGCCAAAUAUGUCGAAGGCGACAUCAAUGGAAUGGAUAAGGUUGCAGAAAGAAUUCAGUCUGCGGUCGAUACCACUCUGGCUCUUCAGCAAGGGCAGGAGACUGUGAGGCAAGGACGUACUUUGAUGGUCUUCACUGUGGUGACGAUUAUAUUUCUACCACUUUCAUUUCUCUCUUCACUUUUUGCACUGGAUGUGGCGUCCUUCCAGGAAACCCCCGGUUGGGCAUUUGCAAUUAUCUGUGGGUAUCAGCUGGCAAUUUUGAGCUCGCAAACCACUUAUGCCAUGUUCUCGGAUGACUUCACCGAUUUGUUGUCGAAGAUUCGAGAGACGUUCAAGGGCGCGAAGGAGAAAUCGAUCAAGGACGUUGGUUUGGCCGUCAUCAGAAAAUUGACGGCACUAGCCACCUUUGUAUGGAACCAUGUCUCAUUCAAGUGGAGGACAGACCGAUCAGGUGUACGAGCUAGGACGCACGGGGAGGUUUGA